AUGAUGCUGAAGCGAGAAACAGUUCAGUUAGCUUAUUUAUAUUUCAUUCCUAAACCUCACAAGGCAGGAACACCAUUGAGACCAAUUGUAACGCCAAUGAAUAUGCCAACGACAGGAAUUUCAAAGUUUUUGGACAAAUUAAUACAACCGAUAUUUGAUAAACAUGCGCGUUCAACCACAAUAAUUGAUGGAGUUGAUUUGAUUCAUCGUUUAGAAGCAUACACAACAAAUGGGCAUCUCAUUUCAAAAACUUAUUUGUGUACGUUUGAUAUUACAGAUUUAUAUGCGAUGUUACCACAAGAAGAAUCACUUGAUAUUCUAAUUGAAUUUCUCCUUCAAUAUGACUAUCAAAAAGUUCAAAAUAUUCCAAUUGAUAUAAUUCGAAAGUUAGCUCUUAUCGUCAUUAAAGAAAACGUUUUCGUUUAUGAGAAGAAAUUCUAUCGACAAGUCAUUGGUGGUGCGAUGGGCUCAGCAUUUACUUUAACACUAGCUAAUAUUUUCAUGUGGAAAUGGGAGAAACAACUUGUACACCGACUAAAAUUAUCCAAUGAAAUCUACGGGCGAUAUGUUGAUGAUAUUUUCUUUACGUCGAACGACUCACUAGAAUCUAUCGACCAAAUGUUAGAUGAGGCUAAUAACUUUCAUCCUAACAUUAAACUAGUGCGACAAAUUGGUAGAAGUGUUCCAUUUCUUGAUGUACUCAUUGAGAACAGAAAGGGCACUUUAACAAUUUCAGUGUAUCAUAAAGAAGCAGCUGAGCCGUAUGUCGUACCAUUUGGAUCAGAUCACCCUGGUCAUGUUUUCCGAAACACUGCUGACACUGCUAUUACGAGAGCAGUUCGUUAUUCAAGAACCUUAUCUGAAUUCGAAGAAGAAAUACGACAAAUGAAACUCAUGUUUCUCUAUAACGAGUACUCGCCAAGACAUAUCCAUCGGCGGCUCACUACAUUAUUCAGUAAAUAUUUAUUGAAAAACUUUAUUUUGCCUAUGCUCAAUAACUGUGAUGAAUUCGGUUAUUUACGCCAUCAGUUAUUGGCAACAUCAAGAGCUACAACAGCCGAUAAACUAAUCAGAACUUCAACUACCAAUCAAACUCCUUACAAAAACAUGCAAAAUCAGCUGCUACAACCUACAGACAACAACGAAUUAAUAAAAGGAAAAAGUCUCAUAAUUCAUCAUAGACAUGAAAAACGACUCCGGAACACUCGCCGACAGAUUCACGAACUAUGGAACAGUGUUUUUCACGAAACAGAAGUUAUCGAUAUUGCUCUUAUGGUCGGAACAUAUCUCAAUCAGAAUUUGAAACAAGAAUUGAGCGCAAGAAUGAUCAAGCAUAUUCAAAGUGCUGGAAGCAGUCAAGAGGGCCAAACGCGACGUCCGCCAGAUAAGCAAACAGCGAAUAUUCAAUCGAAACAAAGAAGUCAUUAA
Messenger RNA from Rotaria socialis, 1428 nucleotides. The record is from the annotation of a GenBank genome assembly. Lineage: Eukaryota; Metazoa; Rotifera; Eurotatoria; Philodinida; Philodinidae.